AAACACAAACAAGAACCAGCUGAUAUGACUUCCUGCCAGCAGCAGAGUCCAUGUAAAACUAUUGUUUAUUGUUAAGUUUGAGCAUUUCUGAGUUGAUUUAACCAUCCUUAUAUGUUGUAAACGUGCCGUACAAACUACAGCGCUUCUUACAGUUUUCUCUCAGUUUUAAAACGGCGCUUAUUCCCGGAAACAACAGCAGCUUGGAGUAUUAGCUUAGCCUGUUAACUGGAACCAAACCAAUCACACAGGGGAAGAGAGAGCCGCUGUGCAGGACAGACUGGAAAUCUGRUGGAGUUAAAGGGGAGAAAAGCUUCUGCCGUGUUGGUGUGAAAACAUCAGAAAAAAAGAUGGAGGGACGGACACACAGAGAGCAGAUGCACUCUCGGUUUCAAGACUUGUCCAGGAUGAUGUGCAGGAUAUAAAAUCCCUAUAACUGGUUGAGGUGAUGACACCAAAACUGGAAAAUACAUCCAGCAUCUGAUGCUGACGAAAGAGGAACUUCCUGCUGAGGAGGAGAACUGGACUCCCUCACCAGUCCAGAACCAGAACCGCCUUGAAAUUAAAGAGGAACAGGAAGAGACGAAGAUCAUAGAGUUCAUAUUCAACCCUGGCCAUGUAAAGAGCGAGGAUGAGGAGGAGAAACCUCAUCUCUCAGAGCUUCCUGACUGUCAGACUGAGGAAAACAGAAACUCACCAGAAACAGACGAAUGUUUAGAAUCAGAUGAUAAAGAUAAAACUUCAGGUUCUUCAGAAACAGAUGUCAGCGAUGGAAACUGGGAGGAGAGCGAUGGAACUAAGCCAGGAUUGGACCCUGUUAUAAAUACAUUAUCUGUCACUGAUAUGGUGUAUGACACACGUAAGAAGCUACACAGCUGCCAUGAAUGUGGUAAAACUUUUAACCAAAAGUCAGAUGUUUUGAGGCACAGCAGAAUCCACACAGGAGAGAAACCUUUCAGUUGCUCCAUCUGCAACGCAGCUUUUUCCUGGAAGCACGUCCUGGCUCAACACAUGAGAACACACAGUGGAGAAAAACCCUUCAGCUGCUCCAUCUGUGGUCAGCGGUUUGGAAGGAAGAUACAUGUCACCUCUCACAUGAGAAGUCAUACUACAGAAAAACCUUUCACCUGCUCCAUCUGUGGUCAAAAGUUCAGCCGGAGGGAAAGUGUGACACGGCAUAUGAGACGUCACACUGAAGAAAAACCUUUCAGCUGCUCCGUUUGUGGGCAAGAGUUUGGCAGGAAGGAAAGUCUGACCUAUCACAUGACUCAUCACACUGAAGAAAAACCGUACACCUGCUCCGUCUGUAACAAAGCUUUUACUUUGAAAAUAACUUUAAUGGAGCACACGAGAAUCCAUUCAGAGGAAAGACCAUUCAGUUGUUCUGUCUGUGGUGCAGCUUUUAAAAGGAAGCAUACUUUAGCAGAACACACAAAAACCCACACUGGAGAGAGACCUUACAGUUGCUCUGUUUGUGGACGAAGUUUUGUUCAACUUAUCAGUUUAACUCGUCAUAUGAGGGGUCACACGGGAGAAAAACCUUACAGCUGCUCCACCUGCAACAAGACGUUCAAAUGGAAACAAACUUUUCUGACGCACACAAAAAUACACUUCGGUGAAUGAUUUUCAUCCUUUGAACAGGCUCUUCCUAAAUGUCCACGAAGGUUAGACAAAGUCUGGUCAUGUUUUCAGUGGCAGGUGAGCUCAUGUUGAAUCUGCUGUGUUUAAAUAUAAUAUGGAAAUACCAGGAAAAAAGUCAUUUUUAUCGAAACAAAACAGACAAAAAUUAAACUUAAUUAAAACUUAUCCAUGUGUCCCAGUCAAUUAAGUUUGGUGAGUAUUUAUGUAUGUAAUAAUUUUAAUUUAAAUUGUGAUACAUAAUUUUAAACUAAUUAUUGUACAUAUUUUACAUUCU
Messenger RNA from Poecilia reticulata (guppy), 1912 nucleotides. RefSeq lists its product as uncharacterized. NCBI's taxonomy places the organism in Eukaryota, Metazoa, Chordata, Actinopteri, Cyprinodontiformes, Poeciliidae. The record is from RefSeq and is a predicted model, not a curated record. Gene Ontology annotation, cellular component: nucleus. Gene Ontology annotation, biological process: regulation of transcription by RNA polymerase II. Gene Ontology annotation, molecular function: RNA polymerase II cis-regulatory region sequence-specific DNA binding; DNA-binding transcription factor activity, RNA polymerase II-specific.